AUGGUUCUCCUACUUGCUCUUCUACCACUGUUCUCGAGCACGGUUAGUGCUUGGGGAACAUUAGGACAUACGACCGUCGCCAUCAUUGCCCAGCAAUUGGUCGAUAAGAAGACAGCUUCACUCGCCCAGCACCUUCUGAACGACACAUCCUCCAACUACCUUGCUCACAUUGCCACAUGGGCCGACUCAUACCGCAAGGAACCUGAGGGUGAAUUCUCCUCUCCUCUCCACUACAUCGACGCUCUCGACCAACCACCCAAGAGUUGCAACGUCGACUAUGAACGUGACUGCCCAGAGGAAGGCUGCAUUGUAUCCGCCAUCGCAAACUACACCUCGCGGGUCCAAGCCAAGAGCCACAAGAUCAGCCUUGUAGAGCGACAAAAGGCACUGAAAUGGAUCGUCCACUUCAUCGGCGACAUCCACCAGCCACUGCACGUGGAGAAUCUCGAGAUUGGCGGCAACCUGAUCAACGUGACCUUCGACGGCAAGGCCGCCAACCUCCACCACAUCUGGGACACCGAGAUCCCGGAGAAGCUCAUCGGCGGGUACGCCCUCGAAGACUCCACCCGCUGGGCCACCACUCUCGUCGGCGAGAUCAAGAACGGAUCCUACGCCCACUACUCCAAGAAAUGGCUCCGCGGCAUCGACAAGCACGACUCCAUCGAGACCGCCAUGGUCUGGGCCCGCGACUCCAACUCCUACGUCUGCUCCACCGUCGUCCCCGACGGCGCGGAUGCCGUCCGCGACCAUGAACUCGGCGGCGCAUACUACGACAAAGCCAUCCCCGUCGUCCAGCUCCAGGUAGCAAAGGCUGGUUACCGCCUCGCCGCCUGGCUCAACAUCAUUGCGACCGGCAAGACGGGCCUCGGCGACGAGGACUAUGGCCACGGGUACCCGCACGUGAGACCACCAAAGGGCUACAAGACCAGCAAUGCGAAGAGGAGCGUCAAGCUUGAGGAUUGGAUGGUUGGUGCGAGGCAGAUGAGGAGGGAUUUCGGGUGGGGUUGCGAUCACGCGCACUAA
Messenger RNA from Aaosphaeria arxii CBS 175.79, 1023 nucleotides. RefSeq lists its product as uncharacterized. Gene Ontology annotation, molecular function: endonuclease activity; nucleic acid binding. Lineage: Eukaryota; Fungi; Ascomycota; Dothideomycetes; Pleosporales. The coding region runs from base 1 to 1023 and encodes 340 amino acids. Gene Ontology annotation, biological process: DNA catabolic process. The transcript has a single exon. The record is from RefSeq and is a predicted model, not a curated record.